AUGACCUUCGUGGAGCUGCUGGCCCGCCUGGGCGGGAUGGGCCGCUUCCAGGUGACCUACGUGGCCGCCCUGGCCAUUCCGCUGCUCAUGCUGGCCAGCCACAACCUCCUGCAGAACUUCACUGCCGGUGUCCCCGAGCACCACUGCCGGCCUCGGCCCCUGGCCAAUGACAGCGUCGGGGAUGUCCCACUCCUCGUCUCCAUCCCCUCUGAUGGCCACCACCGUCCCCAGCGUUGCCGCCGCUACGUGGAACCCCAGUGGCACCUCUUAGAGGUCAACGGCACGGUCAAUGGCACGGCUAACGGGGCGGCCACCGAGCCUUGCCAUGACGGCUGGACUUACCACGACGGCGUCUUCGCUCACACCAUCGUGACCGAGUGGGACCUGGUGUGCGAGUCCAAGACGUUGAGGCAGGUGGCCCAGUCCAUCUACAUGGCCGGGAUCCUCCUGGGCUCUGGCCUCUUCGGGGUCCUCUCCGACAAUCUCUGCCGCUUCUUGGCGGGCCUGGCCAUGGCCGGGGUCUCCCUCAACUCCGCCUCCCUCUGCAUGGAGUGGAUCCCGACGGAAGCGCGCGCCGUGGUGGGCACCAUCAACGGCUACUGCUACACCUUGGGGCAGUUCGUGCUGGCGGCCGCGGCCUUCGGCCUCCCUCACUGGCGCUGGCUCCAGCUCGUCGUCUCCCUCCCCUUCUUCCUCUUCUUCCUCUACUCCUGGUACGGGGAACCCAGGCGUCCGGGUGGCUGCCCACCCCCAUCCUCAUGGGCGCUGCGGGCGCUGGUGCGCCGGGAGCCGCCGCUGCCAGGGGGGGCCCUGGCCACCCUGGUCCGCACCCCCGGGAUGAGGACGGUCUCCUGCGGCGUCUCCUUCGUCUGGUUCUCCACCAGCUUCGCCUACUACGGGCUGGCCAUGGAUCUGCAGGGCUUCGGGGUGGACAUCUACCUGAGCCAGCUGGUCUUCGGGGCGGUGGACAUCCCGGCCAAGCUGGCCUCGGUGCUGGCCAUCAGCUGCCUGGGGCGGCGGGUGGCCCAGAGCGGCUCCUUGGCGCUCGCCGGCAUCUGCAUCCUGGCCAACAUUGUCGUGCCGAUGGGGCAGCACAACCCCAGUAUCGGCCCUCAGAGAAGCCACAUCCGAGCACCUAAAUAG
Messenger RNA from Aptenodytes forsteri (emperor penguin), 1143 nucleotides. Its product is annotated as solute carrier family 22 member 6. NCBI's taxonomy places the organism in Eukaryota, Metazoa, Chordata, Aves, Sphenisciformes, Spheniscidae. The transcript is spliced from 7 exons. The record is from RefSeq and is a predicted model, not a curated record. Bases 1 to 1143 code for a protein of 380 amino acids.